This is a messenger RNA of Haliotis rubra (blacklip abalone), 900 nucleotides long. RefSeq lists its product as uncharacterized. Bases 119 to 829 code for a protein of 236 amino acids. The record is from RefSeq and is a predicted model, not a curated record. NCBI's taxonomy places the organism in Eukaryota, Metazoa, Mollusca, Gastropoda, Lepetellida, Haliotidae. The transcript has 6 exons.
UUAAAGGAAGUGGUCUGGGCGCGACGUACAAAAUAUGUUGACAUGGAUUGUUUGUGAAUGUGUGUAGGGUUAUAUGAUUCCAUAGUUUCGAAAAGCCCAAGCUGACCGACCAUUUGCAAUGUCAGGUGGAAUUCUUGAAAGGCUGUCAGAUCUGCAAUCACAAACUAAACGAGAUUAUGAAGAUCUAUCUGUCAUUCAGCUGGAAAAAAAGAGGUUGAUGAUAAAGAAAGCUGACUUGGAAGAUGAAGUUGAAGAGCAAGAGGUGAAACCCAUCUCAGAUUUAAAUGGCCAGAAAAUAUAUAAUCGUGUUUUACCCCUGGUGAGGGAGAUUCACAAACUUGAGGUGAAGAAACAACAGCUUCAUCACGAGCUUCACCUGCUACAGGUGAGAGAAGAUGUCCGCGAUGUAUUCACCAUACUGACAGCCCCAGCCAGUGACAGACGGGGAGCUCUGUAUGCCUGGUAUACACAGUUGGAGAAGUUAGCAGGUGGUGAUGAUGCUGGAGACGAUGGGUGCUGCUGUCAGCAUGUGAGAUACUCACCACGGGUUGAAGCUGAUCAACUGGUAGAACAGCUCUGCUUCACAGUACUCCAUAGUGGCUUGACUGUACAGGUGACUAUAUCAGCAGCAGCCCGGCUGCCUCAUCACAGUGAUGCCGGUCAGUGUGACCCGAAGAUCAGUGUCUGCAGUAGUCUACACAUGGAGGGACUCUCGGACAUGGUGACAUCUCUCCUGGAGGAGGAUCACCCAGUGGAUGGAUUGUUAAAUUUCGUAACAGAAUCACUUACAAAAGACGUCCUGCCAUAUAUCAGAAGGGAUGGGCUGUAAUCCGUUGACCAGACCAUGCUGGUCUUAUAUGAACAUUGGUGUUAAGGGAAAACAUAUGAUAUUCAUAUUUU